GUCCCAGGUUCAGCCAGCCUUACCAUGACAAAGGAGUAUCAAGAUCUUCAGCAUCUGGACAACGAGGAGAAUGACCAUCAGCUCAGAAAAGGACCCCAGAGCUGCCCCAGGCUCCCAUCUGUCCUGGAGACCCUGACACCCUCUCCUCUUGCAGGGCCGCCUCCUCCCCAGCCGCUCUUUCAACGUCUCUGCUCUGGAACCCGCCUCCUCCUGCUCUCUCUGGGCCUCAGCCUCCUGCUGCUGGUGGUCAUCUGUGUGAUCGGAUCCCAGAACUCCAAGCUGCAGGAGGAGCUUCGGGCUCUGAGAGAGACGUUCAGCAACUUCACAGCGACCACGGAGGUCGAGGUCAAGGCCCUGAGCAACCAGGGAGGAAGUGUGGGCAGAAAGAUGAAGUCUCUGGAGUCCCAGCUGGAGAAACAGCAGCAGGCCCUGAAUGAAGAGCACUCCAGCUUGCUGCUCCACGUGAAGCAGUUUGUGUCUGACCUUCGAAGCCUGAGCUGUCAGAUGGCCACCCUCCAGGGCAAUGGCUCUGAAGGGACCUGCUGCCCCAUUAACUGGGUGGAGCACGAAGGCAACUGCUACUGGUUCUCCCGCUCUGGGAAGCCCUGGCCCGAGGCCAACAAGUACUGCCAGCUGGAGAACGCCCACCUGGUGGUGGUGGGCUCCUGGGACGAGCAGAAAUUUGUCCAGCACCACAUUGGCCCUGUGCCCACCUGGAUGGGCCUCACCGACCAAAAUGGGACUUGGAAAUGGGUGGACGGGACCGAGUACGAGACGGGUUUCAAGAACUGGAGACCAGAGCAGCCGGAUGACUGGUACGGACACGGGCUCGGGGGAGGCGAGGACUGCGCCCACUUCACGGAGGACGGCCGCUGGAACGAUGACGUCUGCCAGAGGUCCUACCGCUGGGUCUGCGAGACGGCGCGGGACAGGGACACCUAGGAGCCGCCCUCCCCUAAUUUAGUUCCUCAGCGCCUUUUCCCGCCAGAGGGGCUGAGAUUGGGGAUCCUCCUAUCUGGGGGCCUCCUCCACCUUCUCGAGUAUCUUCAUCUAGGCUUUGAAGGGAAGGGGAAAGAGCUGUGUCUGAGGAAGGUAGAAUGAUGUUUGGAGGGGUGUGGAGAUUGGAACACACGUCACUUUCUGCAGUUUGCAGGUUAUUAUUGGCAACUUUUUUUAGAAUAAAAA
This is a messenger RNA of Diceros bicornis minor, 1185 nucleotides long. Its product is annotated as asialoglycoprotein receptor 1-like. Gene Ontology annotation, molecular function: signaling receptor activity. The transcript is spliced from 8 exons. Lineage: Eukaryota; Metazoa; Chordata; Mammalia; Perissodactyla; Rhinocerotidae. The record is from RefSeq and is a predicted model, not a curated record. The coding region runs from base 25 to 942 and encodes 305 amino acids.